AAAAUACACAACGCUCCGUAAACACCGUACACGGGGGAUAGCGAGUCGUAGCCGUUACUUCUCGGCAGGCCAGCGGACGCGAUCGGAAUCUUCACCGGCACCAUGGAGGUUUGCUGCUUGAAAAUGGCUUCCAGAUGCAGACCUGUGAGGCCCACCAAGGACAUAACGCAGCUUUCGUCGGCAGGAUCUUCGCACGACUGUGGAGCCCUUUCCCGGGUCGUAAUGGUCAGAAAAACGGACCAGCGUGUCAUCAACCACAAGGGUAGCAAAAAGGAUCCACUGUGCGAGGUGAUUACCAUGGAGACGAUACAGACGUACAAAGGCCACAAACCGGAUCGAACCGUUGUGUUUAAGGAGAAGUUCGAUCUUACCGACAACGACAUGUGUCGAUCGCAAUCGACGGGAAAACUGUCGGCCGGGUCGCCGAGGCUGUCGAUUUCCCCACUACGAACGAUUCUCACAACAAGCGCCGAGCUCGAGCGAACACGUGGAGCAGCGGCGUGCGACCGGAACAAUAAUAACACGGCACCAGCGGCGUCCCACAGUGCGGUCCAAUCGUUGCGACCGAAGUCGCUGGACCGAACCAAAGACUUGCAGAACCAUUUGAAGAGUCCCUCGAUAGGCAGUCUGCGGUCCUACGGAACGCAGUCGUACCGGCGCGGUUCGGCCUCCAUGUACACCGAGUUCGAGCGGGACUGUCUGAAGGCGCACAAUCAGUACCGGACGCGACACGGGGUGCCACCGCUCAAGCUCUGCAAGCGCCUUUGCCGGUACGCCGAGGAAUGGGCAAAGGUGAUAGCGGCCCGGGGUGUGCUGGUCCAUCGGAGUAACUCGCAGUACGGCGAGAACAUCUUCUGCUCGUGGAGCUCGUCAAACACGGUCAGCGUCAGCGUCACCGGCCAGGAACCGGUUGAGAACUGGUACAGCGAGAUCGAUUUGCAUGUUUUCGGUAAGGAACCGGCUACGCUCAAGACGGGACACUUUACGCAGGUCGUGUGGAAGGACAGCCGGGAGCUUGGGGUGGGAGUGGCCAGAAAUCGCUCGGGGCAGGUGUUUGUAGUGGCGAAUUAUGAUCCCCCGGGGAACUACAUUGGAAGCUUCGCGAAGAAUGUGCCACCGUUGGGAGGCUUUGAGGUGCCUAAGAUUAUCGUUGACAAAGCUUCCGCGGCCAUGCAGGGUACCAAAAAGACGGAGACGGACUCGAUAAUGGAUAGUAAAACUUCGAAGACGUCUGCACAACAGCGCUCGAGAGAAAACCGGAACGGAAAUGAAGGCGAAGCCGGUAUUAAGCUGGAGAAACACGUCCGUAUCGUGGACGAGAAUGAUCCGGAUGAAUUUAAUGAAUUUUGCGUGGCAGUUUUGAAGCACCACAACGAGUUCCGACGGAAGCAUGGUGCACCGAAUUUGAUAUUACACAAGGAGCUCGUGAACGACGCACAGCAAUGGGCCGACAUAUUAGCCAGGGAUGAUCGGUUCACCUAUCGGCAGAACUCCAAGUACGGCGAGAAUCUCUACUGCCUGUGGUCGUCGGAUCGGAAUGCCCUGCCGAACGCCAGGGAAGUCUGCCGCUCGUGGUACGAGGAGGCCAAGCAGUUCACGUUCAACGUGGAGCCCCGCACGGCCGUCAAGGGUGGCCAGUUCACGCAGAUGGUGUGGAAGGGCACGAAGGAGCUGGGCGUGGGCAUUAGCAAAACGCGCAGUGGGAAAGUUAUUGUCGUAUGCACGUACUACCCGCGAGGGAAUGUGCUCGGCCAGUUUCUGGCCAAUGUGUGCAAGGCACGUUAGUGUAGUUUUUCGCACGGCGGCCAUAGAAUCCGCAGUCACAAUGAGAACACAAAGUACCUAAGCUGUAAAGAUAAUCAGGAAAUUAUGGAAGCCUUAAUAGCAAGAAGAGCCAUCAAAUCAUGUGUUGCAUUCAAAUAUUCAUAAAUCGGAUAUACUAUACAAAAAUACUACAUCUCGAAAAACAAGAAACAAACAUAAUGAAAUAAAUAUUUUCAAUAACACUUAAUUGCUUGUAAAUAAGCAAGACAAAGGCCAUGGUUGUUUGCCAUUACAGGAAGUUACCAGUUAUCAACGCUUUAUAUCGAAUAUAUGCUUUUUUACAUAAAUCAAUCGACAUAAGCAUUGCUUAGAAUUCACGUUUUUGAAUGGCACAUGUAUACAUUCACAAAAUAAAAGUACUUUUCAAGAUAACUUAACCUUCAUAUUGAAAACAAUAAUUGGAAAAAAAUCACAUCAACAACAUUCAAAGAGGCUUCAAACGGUCUACAAAUAUUGUAUCUCACCAUGUUACAAGAAGUUUUAAGAAAAAAUAAAUCUUGUAUUAAACAUAUUAUAGUAUCUAACGCGAAACGAGUGAUUCGUAGCUCGCCUUCGAUGGCUGUAAAAAAAAAAAAACACACAAACAUGGUUGAAAACUUAAUUUUAUGCUAGAUGAAAAUGCACAAAAAAAGUACUUUUAAAUGUACCGCAAAAUGGUGUACAUCUUAAAAUUCUUACCGAAACUGUAUCCGUCACGUGCUGCUUUUUGACAUGCGAAUAAUAUCUUAAACAACCAGCACCUUAAACAUGAGACUGUUAAUCACAAUGCAAUCAAGUUCUUUCGUACAGUUUGCGUACCCAUUAUCGCAAUUUUGAAAGUUAUUCAAACU
This is a messenger RNA of Anopheles coustani, 2654 nucleotides long. RefSeq lists its product as uncharacterized. The record is from RefSeq and is a predicted model, not a curated record. Lineage: Eukaryota; Metazoa; Arthropoda; Insecta; Diptera; Culicidae. The coding region runs from base 103 to 1785 and encodes 560 amino acids. Gene Ontology annotation, cellular component: extracellular region. The transcript has 6 exons.